Molecule: messenger RNA, 6363 nt
Organism: Trichoplusia ni (cabbage looper)
Lineage: Eukaryota; Metazoa; Arthropoda; Insecta; Lepidoptera; Noctuidae
Gene: Synj
Product: synaptojanin-1
Exons: 1
Coding region: 173-3451 (1092 amino acids)
Biological process (GO): synaptic vesicle endocytosis; phosphatidylinositol dephosphorylation
Molecular function (GO): phosphatidylinositol-4,5-bisphosphate 5-phosphatase activity
Source: RefSeq, a predicted model, not a curated record
ACCAUGUUAUUUUACCGUUUGACAAGUUUGACGUAUCUGUCACUUCUGAUUUGCUUGCUUCCAAUUCCUAUUCUCAUUAGAAUUUACUUGGUCGAUUGUUGUGCAAAAUCGAAGUGAAUUAAGGGGGCGGAUGGCUGAUUAAUACAUGUAAGUCUGGCGGUCUGUUCUAAUCAUGGCUAUGUCAAAAGGGUUUAAAGUCCUGGAAAAAUCGGCACCUCCGAAUCCGUACAGUAUAAUACUACAGCAUAGAAAUAAAGACACUGCACUUUUGUUUGAAUCUCAAGCGGUAGUAUCUUUAUCAUCUCAAGAAACGGAAACGUUACGAAAACAAUAUCAUAAAAUAGCCGAUGCUUAUGGAUGCCUCGGAGUUCUCCAGUUGAACUCUGGUGAGAGUUGUAUGCUGUAUCUGGUGCUGGUCACAGGCUGCUGCUCAGUUGGUAAGAUUGCUGACGUUGAAGUCUUUAAAAUAACACAAACUCAAUUUCUGCCUUUGUUUUAUCAGUCUCAAGGUGAAGAUAAAGUGUCUGAAGUAAGAAAACUGAUAAACUCUGGUACAUUUUAUUUUUCCUGGAAUUCUGGUAAAACUACCAAUCUUUUUGAUUUAACACUAUGUUCUCAAAGAAAAAGCAAAGGAGCCAGUCCUGAUAACAGAUUCUUUUGGAAUAGAACACUGUUUAUUCAUCUAAUCAGAUAUGGCAUUGAUUGUGAUGAAUGGCUCACUAGAGCAAUUUGUGGUUCAGUAGAAAUCAGAACCAUUUAUGUUGGACACAGACAAGCAAGAGCUGUACUAGUGUCCAGGCUUAGCUGUGAACGUGCUGGGACCAGGUUUAAUGUGAGAGGCUGCAAUGAUGAUGGAAAUGUAGCCAAUUUUGUAGAAACAGAACAAGCUAUAUACAUAGAUGAUUCAGUAGCUUCUUAUGUACAAACUAGAGGCUCAGUUCCACUGUUUUGGGAACAACCUGGUAUUCAAGUGGGAUCACAUAAAGUAAAAAUGUCUAGAGGAUAUGAUGCAUCUACUAGCGCCUGUGAUAGACACUUCUCACAACUAAAGCGUAACUAUGGCUCUUUAAUUGUAGUCAAUCUGCUGGGGUCAAGCCUAAUUGGUGGCAGUGAAGGUGAAGCCACUUUAAGUAAUGCUUUCCAGAAACAUUUGAAUGAUUCAGCUCAUUCUGAUGUCAUUCAAAUUAUUUUUGAUUAUCAUCAGGAAGUCAGAGCUUCUUCAAUAGAAUCUGCAUUAUCAAAGUUCAGGAAAAUCAUAGAAAAACACUAUGAUGAGAUAAGUAUUUUUAGUGCAAAAGGUACAGACAUUUACAAUAUACAGAAAGGAGUUAUAAGAACAAAUUGCUUAGACUGCUUGGAUAGAACAAACUCUAUACAAACAUUUAUAGGAUUAGAAAUGUUAGCUAUUCAACUUAUGCUGUUACAGUGUAUUGAUAAGAAACAAAAUGUUACAAGAUUUGAAGAAGUAUUUAAACAGAUGUGGGUAAACAAUGGAAAUGAAAUAUCAAAAAUUUAUGCUGGAACAGGUGCCAUUCAAGGAGGAUCUAAACUGAUUGAUGGAGCAAGAUCAGCAGCUCGAACAAUUCAGAAUAACUUGUUAGACAACUCAAAACAAGAAGCUAUUGAUAUAUUGCUUUUAGGCUCCACUUUGAACUCAGAACUUGCAGAUCGCUCAAGGAUACUUCUACCAUCCAACCUAUUGCAUACUUCUACACCGGUGCUUAGGGAAAUGUGUCGCAGGUCAAAUGAGUUCACACAGCCAACUCCUAUUCGCAUUACUAUUGGUACAUACAAUGUCAAUGGAGGAAAACAUUUCAGAAGUCUAGCUUAUAAAGAUGUGUCUUUAGCUGACUGGCUGCUAGAUUCUCCUAACUCCUCUUUAGUGAAUACUGUCAAUUUGAAGGAACACCCAUCAGAUAUAUUUGCUAUUGGAUUUGAAGAAAUUGUUGACCUUAAUGCUAGUAACAUCAUGGCCGCUAGUUCUGACAAUGCUAAAGCUUGGAGUGAAGAAUUGGAGAAAGUAUUAUGUCGAGAUGCUCCAUACACUUUACUUUCUAGUCACCAACUUGUUGGAGUUUGUCUUUUUAUUUUUGUUAGGAAAGAUCUGAUACCUCACAUUAGAGAUGUUGCACUAGAUUCUGUUAAAACUGGUCUUGGUGGUACCACUGGAAACAAAGGAGCUGUAGGCAUUAGAAUGGUGCUUUAUGGAACUUCACUGUGCUUUGUAUGUGCUCAUUUUGCUGCUGGUCAAUCUCAGGUUACAGAGCGUAAUGCUGAUUACACUGAGAUCACACGAAAGAUCGCAUUCCCUAUGGGGCGCUCGCUGUACUCCCAUGACUACGUGUUCUGGUGCGGAGAUUUUAAUUAUCGCGUUGAUCUUGAAAAAGAUGAAGUGCGGUCAUUAGCAGCGCAGAAUAACAUAUCACGGAUACUAGAGAAUGAUCAGUUAAUAAAACAAAAAGACCAGGGCUUGGUUUUCAAAAAUUGCUUUGAAGGCGAUAUCACAUUCCCACCCACAUAUAAAUAUGAUCUAUUCAGCGAUGAUUAUGAUACUAGCGAGAAAUGCAGAGCGCCUGCCUGGACUGAUCGAGUUCUAUGGAGAAGCAGAAAAUAUACUAUAGACCCUGAGACUACCUCGGAUUUAGCAGCUGGAAAAUUGUUACAUUAUGGUCGCGCAGAACUGAAACAAAGCGAUCAUAGGCCCGUUAUAGCUAUUUUGGAAAUCGAGGUACUGCAAGUUAGCUAUACAAAAUGUAUGGAAGUAUUCUAUGAAGUAGUCAAAGACCUUGGACCUCCUGAUGCAAGCAUAAUUGUACAACCUUAUGAAGAGUAUGCCAGCGAAGAAUCAGUUAUUGAUGAUAACGUCGUGGCGGCUGUCCUACAGGAAUUAUCUACCAUCGGCGAAGUCACAUUGGUGCGGUUUAUUGAUGAUUCAUCUUUAAGUAUCACGUUUAGAGAAGGUCAAAACGCUUUGGCAGCCGCGCAGAAGGGGCAGAUUUCAGCUUGUUCCAUUCCAUUACAAAUAUCAUUGAAAACUCCGAACUGGAUCGACAUCGUACGAUCUGAAAUAAAUUUGUGCUCAAAUAAUACUGUGCCAUUGUCUGGAGAAGCCCAACCAGAGCGGCCGCUUAGAUCUGCGCCUCCUACUCCUAGAAGACAGCAGCCUAGCAGGCCACCAGCACCGUCGCCCACUCCUCUAGUGCCGUCUAGAGCGCCGGCAAUCAGCCCGGCUCGUCCACCGCCACCGCGGCCGGCACCUUUGCCCCCGGAUGCGGGGAAGGCAGGAGGCCAGCCGCCGAUAGCGUCGCCGCCAGUAGACAGCGUGCCGCCGCCGACGUGCGCUCCCCCGCCGCCGCCGGAGAGCAGCACGCCGCCGCCAGCCGGGCCGCCGCCCCCGGUGCCAGCCAGGCAGGGCGCCCCUCCACCACUGCCAGCACGUCCUCGACCAUAAUUACUAACGUAAGAUAUUUUAACUUACGGUGUUGAUGUAAUAUGUAUAUUUUGUGUUACCUUAUUUAGUUUAAUUAUUUAGUUUAAAUAUAGUUGAUUUACUGUUCAUUCAAACCUAUUUUAAAAACCAGCUAAGUUGUAAUUUAGGUUUGUAACUAUUUUUUUACGGCAAUACAAUUGCCCUUUAACUAACUUGGAAAUCAUGUCUGGGAAUAAAUAUUAACACUUUAUGAUUUUUUACGUGUAAUAUAAACUACUAACUUAGAAAUGUAUUCUACUAGCUACUGCAUACUUAAUAACUGAAAUAUUUUCUAAGUAUUUGGCUUUAUAUUUAAAAAUGGUUAGUUGUUUAGUUACUAGAUGUUGAGGCUGCCUUUAUUUUAAUUCUCUACUUAGACUGGAAUCUAGGUGACAUAUGUCCAGGUUUAGUAGACAAAAAUGUUUUUGAGAUUAUGAAGAUUUUUUUUAGAUAUGAUUCGAUAUGAAGCAACUUUUGUUUUUGUUAUUACAUACUUCAAUUUAUAAAUUUUUUGAUAACUAUGCAAUUUAGCUGCAAUGUUAUAUUUAUCGUGAGUUGUACCUAGUAAGAGUAAAGUUCAAUGUUAUGAUACUUCAUAUGUGCGUACAUACAACUUUCCAGUGUGUUUAUGUAAUGGAAUGUGUGUAGUACGAAAACAGCAGUAUAAGUACUUACUGGGAUAAUCAAACAAGAUAAAGAGAUGGAAAGCGGUGGAAGUGGUUUUGAGAAACUCUCCAGCAUAAUGGAUUUGUAAAAGUGCAGCUGGUAAACCUUUCUGCAAAUUGUAUGUAUGUGUAUAACUGGUUAAAACUAUUUAAAAUUGGAUUCGUUCUAAUAUUUGUACAAUGGCCCAGUGAAAUAAUCGCCUGGAAACGCUUAAUCGAGGAUUCAUGUUGAUGCAAAAUAAUGUUUUCUGUUACUAAUUUUGAAGUAUAACAUUUUAGAAAAGAUAUCGUUAUUAACAAUUUUAUAGUAUCACUGUUGGCAUAUAUUUGUGUGUAUUUAUGCUAUUCUGUUGAUUUGAUGCUAGUGAAAUUAUAAGAAACAUUUUUUAUUGUUUGUUAUAUGUGUCACAACGCCAAGUCUGUUGAAAUUGAUACCGCAAUAGAAGGAUACAAAAAAUAGAUUACCAUUAUCAGAGCCCUACAUCCUUGUGAUAAUUAUGUCCAAUCGAUUAGAUAAUCAAAUUCACUUUAUAAGAUGUAUAACGUGUAUAAUUAUUUCGUGUGAUAUAUGGAUGGGAGAAUCUCCAAAAUUCUAAGAUAAGUUCUCAAUACUUUAUUUUCCAUCCUUUUUUGUACUUUUUGGCCAAAAACUUCUUUGCAAGAAACGUAUUAAGGCCGCCGUUGUUGCCAACAUUUUUUACAGGGUUUGUAUUCCUUUGUCUUUACAACUGACUGCUCGAUAUCUGAUCUAAAUGAAUGUUAUAUGGUUUACCAUUCCUGGCAAACAAGAAUGCCUGGUCAAAUCACUUUUCUAUUUGUGUCUGUCUAUUAGUCUACUAAUAUUGCUGGGAUAGAAUUAGUGUAGGUAUAAAACACGGCUCGUAUUAUUGUAAUUAACACAGCUUGGAGUUGCGCUGAUAUUUUAUGUAUGUCUAGAAGUAAAUUCGCUCUCUUUGGUCUCGAACUCAAUGGGACAAGUUCUACUACACGGCUAUGCUAGAUGUCUGGUGGCUGGCUUCACGGUACAUAUCUGCUGAUGUGGUAUUAAUCGGUCAAUGACCCGCUGGUAUGGUACCGACAACAUCGUGCUGCAAACUUGUAACAGCGCCAUUUAGUAUUUAUAGGGUCGACGUAGAUCUAGCAAAUCGCAUUGCGGAAAGUUGUCUAAUAACAAAAUAAUUCAUUGAAGUAAUAUGUAUCAGAAGUGUAUACAACAUUUUCAGAUAAUUAUGCACUUCAUAAUUUUGUCCGUUGAACUUCGUUGACUAUUUUUCCAUUUUAUUUUGGAUUGCAGUGCAUUUUUCUGUCUACGCCGACUCUAAGGCCGUUUAUAAGUAGAUGUGCAUCGAAUUAUCAUAAUGUCUUGUGUACACGAAUUAUUGAUGAUACAGAUUAGUAUUUGACUUAAAUAGGUAGAUUAUAAUAAAGUACACAUUAUUAUAUUUUAUUUUGUUAAGUACACGAUGCAAAAAUAAUUCGUCCUUAUUUACAUUGUUUGGUAAUUAUUAGUUUUCCUGUAAUCCUUGUUCCUGUUAAAGACAUAUUCUUUAAAUUAGUUUAGAAUACUUACUUAACAUGCGUGCAUCUCAUUGUUCUUAUUUUUUUCUAAAAAAUAAUUUUAUGAUUCUAAAUAUCUCCUAAUCAAGUAUUCUUUUGUUAUUUACAUUGCUUGUUUACAUAAUAUUAAGGUUUAAAAAGGUGAUUUGAUAAAAAAAUGUCUCAAUUUAUUUUUUACUUUUAUAUUUAAAGGCUGUGUUGUGCAUUUCUUCACAUGAGGUUUAAUAUUAAUUUCUCUAUUACCUAAAUUUUAAAUGGAUUACGCUUGUUCAGUUGCUUCUGUAAGCUGGUCUAUUUUAAAGGUUAAAAGUUCCAAAAAUAUGUAUUUUUUGUUAGCUAGAUUUCUUAAUGACCUAUUUUAAAAUAUUUUUUUAUUUAAGUGGGUAGUUGUUUAGACUAUUCAAGAAGUAGGUACCUGAUUGUUUACCUUUAUCAGCUACAAUUGUGUACUGAGUUUUCUAAGCUGUUACGUAUUAUUAUCGAACAAAUUAUAUAUUUAAAAUCUUCUUAAGAUAUUCUUUCAUAACAAAGUAGGUCGGUGUUACAAAGUAGUGCUUUAUGAAUGUUAUGCUAUAUGGAUUCACAAAAUAUGGUUUGCAAUAUAGCAUUAUAGGUGAAGGCCAGUGUUGAUGAUAUGUUAUACAGUUAUAUCAAAUAUAGAAUUAUUUAAAA